Corticium candelabrum is the source of this 1981-nucleotide messenger RNA. RefSeq lists its product as uncharacterized. The transcript has a single exon. The record is from RefSeq and is a predicted model, not a curated record. Lineage: Eukaryota; Metazoa; Porifera; Homoscleromorpha; Homosclerophorida; Plakinidae. The coding region runs from base 393 to 851 and encodes 152 amino acids.
AGUCGAAGUUCCGCAGUAGACUAGACCCCACAGAUUCGGUGAGUGUAUUGUGCCUAGGUCGAGUUUUUCAUGUCGAGGAAGUCCAAAAGGCUUCAGGAACGGCAGUUGCAGCGAUCACAGAGUAUGUCUGAGUUGGCAGAUACCGUAGCGACGUCGGGAAGCGACAGCGUUGCAGAGCCAGACGGCGUGACUGAAAUAUUGCGGUGGAUCGUGGAGACGGCAAGGAGAGAUCGCAGGAACGUGUUCGGCGGCAAGAAAUCCAGCUUUCUCAGUUGAUCCAAGCUCUUUCUGCGUCAGGAAGAAGUUCCCAGUCAUUGGAGCAGCCACAGGGCGGGGGAAAUCUACACGCGGACGUGCAGGAAUUUUGCACGAAAGAUGUCGAAGCGUCAAGAAUGUCGGCGCGCGAGGAUGAACAGGUGAGAACGCCUCAUAAGCAAAGUCCAGUGGAAGGAUCUGAAGGACAGCAGAGUGAGUUCAGUGUUGGUGGUGAGUUGAUACGCCAGGUAGAGGAGGACAGAAAGGCAUUUCUCGAAGCGGUCCGUGAGAAUAGCCAGAGUUUAGUGAGUGGGCUACAAGCUCUGCAGACGCCAGCUGCUGUAGUUAGGCGCGAGCCCAAACACCGCAAAUUGGAAGAUGCCGAUGCUGUUGAACAUUAUCUAGUCGCGUUUGAGUGGUUUGCAACUACCUAUCAUGUACCUAAGGAAGCGUGGGCGCAGCGGGUGGCACCCCUGCUGACCGGAAAAGCACAGGCUGCUUACGCGUGUAUGUAUUUGGAGAAGAUGGGUGAUUACGACAAAUUGAAGAAGCCCAUUCUUCGUCGUUACGACAUUACCGAGGAGACAUACAGGUAACGCUUCAGGAGCUACCGAAAACUACCAGAAGAGAGUUAUGUCGAGUCGGGCAUCAAAUUGAAGGAUUUGUUCACCAAAUGGAUUCAACCUAGAGAAAAGACAAAGGAAGAGGUGUGAGGCCAUAAUACUGGAGUAGUUGCUGGAUGACAUCAUGUCAUGCCUCCUGAGAUGAAGAUUUGGGUGAGAGAAAGAGGACCAAAGACAUUGAAAGAAGCAUCUGAGAUGGCAGACAACUACGUAGCUGCCAGAAAGGGCAUCAAGGAUAGGAGAGUUUGCCUUAACCGUGGCAAAGCAGGGCAUAUAGCUAGAUUCUGUCCUGUAUCGGAAGCAAAGACAGAUCAGAAAGCAGCUGGUGAGAAGGAAGGAGUGACAAAGGCAGACUGUGUCUGUAAAGAGCAAGAAUGCCACGUGUUUCUCGUGGAGAGAUACGUCAUUAUGCGUCAAGUGCCCUCAGAAAUUGAAGACAGACAGGAGGUCUACGAUUGAAAAGACUUUCUUUUUGCUCACUCAAGGAAGGCGAGCUACCGACUCUGUGAAGUACCCAAGGAAAUGGGCGGAGCCAAUUCUUUCGUGAUGUAGACGGUCGGCCUGUUUCUAUUUUAGUUGAUACGGGUUGCACACACAUACCUUGGUGAGGAGUGACUUUGUGAGUAGCAACAAAAUCAAUCGCCGAUCCCAAGUUCAAGUCAGCUGUUGUCACGGAGACGUGAGAUCAUAUCCUACAGCCAACGUACGAGUGACCAUUGAUGGAAAGACUCAUCAUGUAAAGGCGGAGGUUCUGGCACAGCUGCGACAGCCAGUACUACUAAGCCAGGAUGUGUUAAUGUUACGAAAGUUGGUUCAAGAUAAAGUCAGUGCGUGUCUAGUACUGACGAGAGCAGAAAGGGAAAAAGCUGAGCAAGAGGACGAACGCUUGUUGAGAGCUAGUCAACAGUCAGGAGGAAGUCCUAGUCCUAUAGUGUCAGAUGACGAUGCAGAGUUUCAGAGACUAGCUGUUGGUCUGGAUGAGGGACUAUUCCAAGCUGGCGGCAAGGUCAGAAAGAAUCGUAAACAGAGGCAGUUAGCCAAGAGAACAUUUACUUUGUUUGCGGAUCAAGCCAAUAGUGAUACCCAAGCAGUCGAGCUUGAGU